Molecule: messenger RNA, 1588 nt
Organism: Fundulus heteroclitus (mummichog)
Lineage: Eukaryota; Metazoa; Chordata; Actinopteri; Cyprinodontiformes; Fundulidae
Gene: msmo1
Product: methylsterol monooxygenase 1
Exons: 6
Coding region: 125-988 (287 amino acids)
Biological process (GO): sterol biosynthetic process
Molecular function (GO): iron ion binding; C-4 methylsterol oxidase activity
Source: RefSeq, a predicted model, not a curated record
AUAGGAUUUUCCAAUAUUACUGCUCUUCACCCGGCCGCCCGUCUCUCGCUCAGGUAGACCGGGACCCGUUGCGGAAAGGUGAGGCUUUCAUGUCGUAGAAGUCUGCAGACCUGCAUCCACCGUCAUGGCGGCGAACCACACUUCAGACAUCUUGAGCUCUGCUUACCUGGCAGUGGAGUAUGUAGAUGCCGUGUUGCCAGAAAACCCCCUUCAGCCCUCCCUGAAACACGCCUGGGGCUACAUGCUGGACAACUACACCAAGUUCCAGAUCGCCACAUGGGGCUCGCUCAUCGUCCACGAGUUCAUCUAUUUCCUGUUCUGUUUGCCCGGCUUCCUCUUCCAGUUCAUGCCCUUCAUGCAGAAAUACAAAAUCCAGCAGGACAAGCCUGAGACGUGGGAGAAACAGUGGAGAUGUUUCAAGAUGCUGCUGUUUAACCACUUCUUCAUCCAGUUUCCUUUAAUCUGUGGAACGUACUACUUCACCGAGUUCUUCAGCAUCCCGUAUGACUGGGACGCCAUGCCUCGAUGGACGUCUCUUCUGGCUCGGUGCUUCGGCUGCGCCGUCAUCGAGGACACCUGGCAUUACUUCCUUCACCGCAUACUGCACCACAGGCGCAUCUACAAAUACAUCCACAAAGUCCACCACGAGUUCACCGCUCCGUUCGGCAUGCAGGCAGAGUACGCUCAUCCCCUGGAGACGCUGAUCCUGGGCGCUGGUUUCUUCAUUGGCAUCAUGAUCUUCUGUAACCACGUGUUCUUCCUCUGGGCCUGGGUGGCUUUCCGUCUGCUGGAGACCAUCGAUGUUCACAGCGGUUAUGACAUCCCUCUGAACCCGCUCCACCUGAUCCCUUUCUACGCCGGCGCCCGUUUCCAUGACUUCCACCACUAUAACUUUGUGGGUAACUACGCCUCCACCUUUACCUGGUGGGACAAGCUUCUGAACACUGACAACCAGUACAACAAGUACCUGGAGAAGAAGGAGCAGUAAACCGGCCUCUGUGCACAAAAAGAGAGAAUAAUAACUGCACCGUUGUUCCUCUCUGUUCGCUUAAUGAAUAAUACAAGAAAGGCGUGUGAAAAUAAAGCUGCACUGCUGUAUUGUGAAUCUAAAUCGGACUGAGAGUUGACUUCAGUUGUCCUUUGGUGCCUUAAUAUAAUCAUAAAUAUGCUAUAUUUUUUCACCAGCUGCCGGCUGAAUAAAGAAACCAUCAACAUCCUCAUUUCUCCCCUUUGCUUUUCAUCAUAUGAAAUGUAAAGAUUGUGUACCCUGUGACUGUUGUGAAAUGCUCCUGUUUACGUCUGAAUGUCUCAGCACUUUAGCACUUCCUCCUUGGGCUGAUCGUCGAAGCGCGGCGCGUUCUUCUCGCCGAUUCAACAGUUCAGUAGAAACUGUCUGAGCCGGUUUGAUGCAAACUUGUACAAUUUUAGGUAGAAAAGGGACUUGGCUCGUUUGUCUCUUCUGUGAUGUUCAACGCUACUUUUUUCAUAUAAGAAUUAAAUGCCUUUUUGAUUUUAACAAGAAAGAAGCACUGACUUUUUUUUGUUUCUUCUGUACUUGUGUCACAAUAAAAGUGUGUCAACAUUUUAA